ACCAGUUGUUAUUUAACCCGAAGUUCCUGCCACUAAAUUUAUGAAAUUUCUGCAUUUGCUCAUUCAUGCUCUUCAAUAUCCGGCUAAUCUAAAGGAUGUCUGAAUUCGACGAUCUACUUGCCAAGUUCACCGAAAAGGGGCACGCAAAAGUCCAUGGCGCACUUUUCCAAUGCGUGGAUAAGCAUGGGAAUGAGAUAUACAACAAAAUCUCAGGCUAUGACUCCUUAGGAGGAGACGCGGCACCCCUUCGCGAGGAUUGCGUUCUCAAGAUGACGAGCGGCAGCAAAUUGAUGGCCAGUAUCGCAUUGCUCCAAUGCGUCGACAAGGGUCUCAUUGGUCUUGAUGAACCAAUCGCUAAGGUUCUCCCGGAGCUUGAAGACAAGGAAAUUCUGAAGCUCGGAUCCGAGUCGGAACUGAUAUCUGAACCGAGCAAAACCAAGAUCACCGCCAGACAUCUCCUCACGCAUACCUCUGGUCUGGCAUAUCGAUUUCUGAACCCGCUACUCAUCAAAUGGGCCACAACUCCGGCAGCUCAACAAGACAAGAUUGGCGUCUCCAUCGCGGAGAAAUACAACGUACCGCUUGUAUUCGAGCCUGGAGAUGGGUGGGCUUACGGAGUGGGGAUAGACUGGGCAGGGUUGGCUGUCCGCCGCCUACACGGGGGAAUGUCCCUGGAAGACUACAUGAAUGAGAACAUCUGGAGCAAAGUCGGCCUCUCUGCUCCAUUUCCAACUUUCCAGAUUUCGAAAGAUCCCGAGUACAAGUCGAGACUGAUGAAGGCAGCCGAGCGCACACCAGACGGACUCCUUCAACCGUUCGAAUUCUGGCAGGGCGACAAUCCAAACGAGCAAGACGGCGGUCAUGGAUUGGUGGCCACGGCGAAAGACUAUCUCGCUGUACUCGCAGAUUUGAUUUCGGACUCGCCAAAACUGCUGAAGCCAGAGACCAUCGCUUUAGCCUUCGAACCACAGAUUGCCCCUGGCUCACCGGCGAUGACGAUGUUGCAGCAACUCCGACCUGCUUGGGAAACCAUUUCUGGUCCCGUCUCAAACAGUGAGGUAAACCACGGCUUACUUGGAUUGCUGUUGACGGGCAACAUGCCGGAAAUUGGCCAGCCAAAAGGUAUUCUGGGGUGGGGAGGUGCUGCUGGUACGAUUUGGUUUGUUUCCAAGGAGUCGGGCGUUGCGGGCAUCUUCGGAACGCAAAUUUCGCCUUUUGGGGAUGCUGCAGUCAAGGAGCUCAUUAAUGCUUGGAAGAAAGACUUCUGGUCUGGAUUCAACGCGGCUUAGGUUGCGGUCUCG
Eremomyces bilateralis CBS 781.70 is the source of this 1301-nucleotide messenger RNA. RefSeq names its product beta-lactamase/transpeptidase-like protein. The record is from RefSeq and is a predicted model, not a curated record. Lineage: Eukaryota; Fungi; Ascomycota; Dothideomycetes; Eremomycetales; Eremomycetaceae. The transcript has 2 exons. Bases 96 to 1289 code for a protein of 397 amino acids.